Messenger RNA from Lotus japonicus, 2651 nucleotides. RefSeq names its product NADPH-dependent diflavin oxidoreductase 1-like. Gene Ontology annotation, molecular function: flavin adenine dinucleotide binding; FMN binding; NADPH-hemoprotein reductase activity. Bases 540 to 2414 code for a protein of 624 amino acids. The record is from RefSeq and is a predicted model, not a curated record. The transcript is spliced from 12 exons. NCBI's taxonomy places the organism in Eukaryota, Viridiplantae, Streptophyta, Magnoliopsida, Fabales, Fabaceae. Gene Ontology annotation, cellular component: cytosol.
CCACAAGCUUUCCAACGUCGAUCACAGCUCCGGUUAACUUCGAUUCACAGAGCUGUUGCAAUGGAUGAGAAACCUAGGGUUCUUCAGCCGUUCUUCACUCUCCUCUCUCUGUGUUUUUGGUUGCUUAUCUCAUGGGUAAUAGGUGAAGAAACGCUUGGUUUCCAUAAGAAGCUGGCAGGGACUUAUUUGCCCGACUUUGGCAUCCAUUAGAGGGUCAACACCUCUCACUCUCCAUCUCUCUCACUGGCUCACCUUGAUCUCCUCACCCACCGCCCAAUUUGGCCCACUUUUUUCUUUUUAUUUUGGGGCCAAAAGAGAAGCUUGUCCAAAGAAUUUCAUUUUUCUUUCCCCUAGAGCCUGGGCAUAGGCCCAAGCUCGCCAGGCGGUGAAUCCGGUCAGUCCCUCUCUUCUGCCCAUUGAUGCUGCAAACCUUCAACUGGUUUUGAAUAAAUCCUUCAUUCAAAUCGAUUGUAUUCUGCUAAUUCUUUCUUUCUUCCAUUCAUUCAAACUCAAUUCCUAUUUCAAUCAGAAGCAGCAGCAUGCAACAAAAGCAUAAGCUGCUCAUACUCUAUGCAACCCAAACCGGCAAUGCAUUGGACGCAGCUGAACGUCUUGCUCGCGAGGCCGAACGAAGAGCCUGCCCCGUCAACCUUCUCUCUGUCGAUCGAUAUGAUCCUAGUUUGUUACCACAAGAGGAGGCUGUGAUUUUUGUGGUUUCUACCACUGGCCAGGGUGAUGCACCUGAUUCCAUGAAGGUGUUUUGGAGGUAUCUUCUUCAGAGGAACCUAAGCCAGCACUGGCUGGAAGGGGUUCGUUAUGCUGUUUUCGGCUUGGGAGAUUCUGGUUACCAGAAGUACAACUUUGUUGCCAAGAAGCUGGAUAAAAGAUUAAUGGACCUUGGAGGAACGGCUAUCCUUGAAAGAGGCUUGGGAGAUGAUCAGCACCCUUCAGGCUAUGAAGGCUCUCUUGAUCCUUGGAUGUCUUCUCUGUGGAGAAUGUUAAAUAUGACUAAACCAGAAUUCUUACCACAUGGCCCAGAUGUUGUGAUUGAAGAUACAGUAUUGAUUGACCGACCAAAAGUCCAAAUCACAUAUCACAACAUUGAAAAUGUUGAGCUUGGGUCACAUUUUUCUACUGCCUCAGAUGUAACAUGUCUUGAUGCUCAAAUUGGGAGUGCUCGUUCAAUGCAUCCUGGAAUAUCAUCUUCCCACAAAAGGCCUGGCUGCUUUCUUAAGAUGGUGAAGAAUCUUCCUUUGACCAAAUCAAACUAUGGAAAAGAUGUUCGUCAUUUUGAAUUUGAAUUUAUUUCAGAUGCUUUUGAAUAUGACACUGGUGAUGUCCUUGAAAUUCUCCCUGGUCAAGAUUCAGUUGCAGUUGAUACUUUCAUACAACGUUGUAAUUUGGAUCCUGAUUCAUUCAUAAGUGUUGGUCCUAGAGAAAUGGAUGAUCGCAAUGCAAAUGGCUCUAGUACCCCUUUAAAAUUAAGAACUUUUGUGGAAUACACUAUGGAUGUAGCUUCUGCUUCCCCUCGGCGGUAUUUCUUUGAGGUUAUGAGCUUUUUUGCAACAGCUGAACAUGAAAGGGAAAGACUUAAGUAUUUUGCUUCAGCUGAAGGAAGAGAUGACAUGUAUCAAUACAACCAGAAGGAAAGGAGAACUGUUCUUGAGGUGUUGGAGGAUUUUCCUUCUGUACAAAUGCCAUUUGAGUGGCUAGUCCAACUAGUUCCUCCACUGAAAACAAGAGCCUUUUCGAUAUCUUCUUCUCAAUUAGCUCACCCUAAUCAAGUACACUUGACUGUGAAUGUGGUGUCCUGGACAACGCCUUACAAGAGGAAAAAGAAAGGGCUGUGUUCCUCAUGGCUAGCUGCAUUAGAUCCUCGUGAUGCCGUCUACAUUCCAGUCUGGUUCCUCAAAGGUUCCCUUCCAACACCAUCACCAUCACUUCCCCUCAUACUCGUUGGACCAGGGACGGGAUGCGCACCUUUUCGGGGAUUUUUAGAGGAAAGAGCAGUGCAAAGUAAAACUCAUUCUACUGCUCCAGUUAUUUUCUUCUUUGGCUGUAGGAAUGAAGAUGGUGACUUUCUGUACAGAGACCUUUGGUUGACCCAUUCACACAACAAUGGGGUGCUUUCAGAAGCAAAGGGUGGUGGUUUCUAUGUUGCUUUCUCAAGGGACCAGCCUCAGAAGGUUUAUGUUCAACAUAAGAUGAGGGAACACAGCCAAAGGAUCUGGAACCUGUUAGCUCAGGGGGCUGCUGUUUAUAUAGCAGGUUCUUCAACCAAAAUGCCUGCAGAUGUAACAUCAGCUUUUGAGGAAAUUAUAUCUAAAGAAAAUGAGGUUUCAAAGGAGGAUGCAGUUAGGUGGAUUAGAGCAUUGGAAAAGAGUGGUAAAUAUCAUGUUGAGGCAUGGUCUUAGAAGUCUUGAACUCCAGAUUUAUUUGAUGCAAAAAAGUGCAAGAUGAUCCAGUAUUACAGUUUGUCAAGGUCUAAUAUGCUUAACAUGAAUCAUAUUAUAGCAAAUAAUAGGAAACUUCCCUUGAUUUUAGUGCUAUUUGUAUUCCUCCUCCUAUCUGUCCAAACCUUAGAUCUCAGAGACUACAGUUUCAAAAUUACUUCCAUUGAGUAUUUAUUUCUUAAAAUGAUUGUUAUAACA